AUGCACAGAUAUGUCUACAUUCUUACUCAUCCAGGGAUCCCAUCAAUUAUCCAGGAACGGGAUCUAAUUUGCCUCACCGACAGUGCCUUGCGCAUUCUAUCAGCUGAUGCAGACGUCUAUGUAGCUUCCAUCGAUGAGAAAAUCGUAGUCAAGAUUGGUCCAAGGCUUGACAUUGGCAAGCUAGUGCCUCCAGCCUUCGAAAUUGCGACUUCUGGAAAGGAUUACUCCAUGUGGGAGAAAAAUGAAUGA
Messenger RNA from Prunus armeniaca (apricot), 249 nucleotides. The record is from the annotation of a GenBank genome assembly. Lineage: Eukaryota; Viridiplantae; Streptophyta; Magnoliopsida; Rosales; Rosaceae.